This is a messenger RNA of Gaeumannomyces tritici R3-111a-1, 935 nucleotides long. RefSeq lists its product as hypothetical. The record is from RefSeq and is a predicted model, not a curated record. The transcript is spliced from 2 exons. NCBI's taxonomy places the organism in Eukaryota, Fungi, Ascomycota, Sordariomycetes, Magnaporthales, Magnaporthaceae. The coding region runs from base 119 to 385 and encodes 88 amino acids.
GGAGGCAUUACAGGCAGUGCCCGAAUCACACCCCUGAUCCCGCACCCUGGAACCGUCUGGGAAUUACUGAAGCUUCGCCAUAUACCCUCGCAGACCACCUAAUUCACGUCUUUGCACGAUGGCGCAGGGAACCGUCAAGAUUUCGACCAAGGCGGCUACCGCCAAGCCUCUGAAAAAGGGGGCUAGGGUCACCAAGCCCAAGAAGGCGAAGCCGACCAAGGCCGACAAGCUCGUCAAAAAGUACACCUCGGGCCUGGUCAACCAGACUGAGAAGCUGCUCGGCGAGCGCGCCGGCCAUCUCGAGCUCAUCGGCAAGGGCAGGAAGGGCAAGACCGCCGACGCCGGUGGAAAGAAGCAGACGGGCGGAUCCAAGAAGUUUGGUUGAUGCUGCCCAAACUCGCGCUCCUUGGCCGGCCACUCUGCCCUGGGCUGGUGCCGGUACCCCGACUGGUCUUAGGCACUUGACUCUGGGCCGCGCCGGCUACGACCUCCACUCUCCUUCUCGGCGAUUGGCCUGGUCCCAGGGCUAACGGCCGCCCAACUAUCCUCUCCGAUAUCUAUCUACGGCGAGCCCUGUGGAGUUUGGCGGAGGCUCUGACUAUUCUCGGGGUGAUAGGAGGAUUGUCACAGGCACAUGAGUUUCAUGGCGGGGGAGCCCGCCCCUGAGCUGGACAAUCGAUGUGCGCGCGAGGUCGCCGCUUUCUCCUGCUGGCUAGACAAGAUACCACCCUCGGGGCACUGAGACGCGCAUAUGAAUCUCGGCGCCUCAAGGAUUCUCGAGGCUGGAUUUUAGGAAAUUUUCUACCGUCGAGCAUAAAAUACGCAGUCCUCCGUUUUCAGGUCUCUCCCCAAACCAACCGUCCACUAUUUCUCAAUCAGCCGGCAGCUCCUCGUGAGCAAAACAUUCAGGGGCUCGCGUUUGUGCUGGUGCCCUA